Platichthys flesus (European flounder) is the source of this 4554-nucleotide messenger RNA. It is a transcript of the gene flt3, whose product is annotated as fms related receptor tyrosine kinase 3. Gene Ontology annotation, biological process: multicellular organism development; protein phosphorylation; B cell differentiation. The transcript has 30 exons. Gene Ontology annotation, cellular component: signaling receptor complex. The record is from RefSeq and is a predicted model, not a curated record. NCBI's taxonomy places the organism in Eukaryota, Metazoa, Chordata, Actinopteri, Pleuronectiformes, Pleuronectidae. Gene Ontology annotation, molecular function: ATP binding; transmembrane receptor protein tyrosine kinase activity. The coding region runs from base 102 to 3938 and encodes 1278 amino acids.
CCUCUGUUUAAAAAGUGUUUGAACUCAACUGGUUCUUCAAAGUGUGAGUCAGAGAUGAGGAUGUGAGCAGAGCAUCCGUGUGGAGGCAGACCAACACAAACAUGACUGCAGCUGUCCUCCUGCUCUGUGUUGUUGGGGUUCUCGGCUCAGAAGUCCUGUCAGCGCAGAAUCUCCCAUGUGUCCGCAGUCAUGAGGUGGCUUGUCUGGAGCUAACCAGUUACAUGAACACAUCUGGACCCGUCAGUGUAAACGUGUGCCCUGGUAUGAAACUCGUGGUUUCACUGGAGGGCAUCAGCGGAUACCCUGUCUGUCACUGGAUCAGAGGAGAACACCCACCAUUGCAAGUGAAUGGCUCGAUUGUCCUACCACAACUUUCUGAGACUGAUUCUGGGGAGUACACGCUGACCUGUGAAACCAGUAAUGGGACCAGUUCCUCUGGGACUGUGUCUGUUCAUGUAAUGGGGCGUCCAACAAAACCACAGCUGAUGCUGCAGGAUGUUGAACUCCGAAUGACGUCCCCCUCUUUCACCUGCAUGUCUGAGGGCUGUCCAAAGCCUAAAAUCGAAUGGUCUGGAAACAAAGUCGGGACAAAUGCAAACAGCAAAGUAUCAAGUUCUGGAUACUAUGCUGAAGGAAUGAUGUGCUGUGCCACUAAUGCAGAAGGACAAGAGUGCUCCCAACUUUAUGACUAUGAUCUAGAACGCGAGCAAAUGGACAAUGAGGUUUCUAAUGUGACAGUGAGUCCCGGUCAGUCUUUACUCCUUCGAGCUCGGAUAAAAACGGUUUCACGUACAUUUCCUGAGUGGGAGAAAGGUGGCAAACUACUAAACACCGGAACGUUAAGAUGCUCCUCUACAGUCAAGAAGAAGAGCUGCAUUAAAAAUGACUCCCAUGGUGGAAGUAAGAUGGCCUACCUGUUCAUCGAGUCAGUUAGUGUGGAGGACGGUGGAAUGUACACCUGCAGGAGUCCGACCAACAAAACGAAGUCCGUCUACAUCCACGUCCAGGCUGAAGGUUUCCUCUCCGUCCAGUUGAAUGAGAGUAAGAUCGUUCCAGCGCUGAAGGCGUCCAGCUCCUGUUUGAAAGCCGAGAUUUCCUACCACCCUGUGCUCCAGAGCUGCUCCUGGGAGGCUCCUGAUAAAACCAUCACGAAAUGCCAACGAGACAAAUGGGUGACGAAACACAGGAGUGUGCAGCUCUGCGGUUCACUCCAACCUGGAGAUUACAAGUUACACUUGGAGGCCGGAGGAAAAAAAGAAACAAGGACCAUAUCAGUGUGUGUUGUCGGGCGUCCAACAAAACCACAGCUGAUGCUGCAGGAUGUCGAACUCCGAAUGAUGUCCCCCUCUUUCACCUGCAUGUCUGAGGGCUAUCCGAAGCCUAAAAUCGAAUGGUCUGGAAACAAAGUCGGGACAAAUGCAAACAGCAAAGUAUCAAGUUCUGGAUACUAUGCUGAAGGAAUGAUGUGCUGUGCCACUAAUGCAGAAGGACAAGAGUGCUCCCAACUUUAUGACUAUGAUCUAGACCGCGAGCAAAUGGACAAUGAGGUUUCUAAUGUGACAGUGAGUCCCGGUCAGUCUUUACUCCUUCGAGCUCGGAUAAAAACGGUUACACGUACAUUUCCUGAGUGGGAGAAAGGUGGCAAACUACUAAACAACGAAACGUUAAGAUGCAACGCUACAGUCAAGAAGAAGAGCUGCAUCAAAGAUGACUCCCAUGGUGGAAGUAAGAUGGCCUACCUGUUCAUCGAGUCAGUCAGUGUGGAGGACGGUGGAAUGUACACCUGCAGGAGUCCGACCAACAAAACGAAGUCCGUCUACAUCCACGUCCAGGCUGAAGGUUUCCUCUCCGUCCAGUUGAAUGAGAGUAAGAUCGUUCCAGCGCUGAAGGCGUCCAGCUCCUGUUUGAAAGCCGAGGUUUCCUACCACCCUGUGCUCCAGAGCUGCUUCUGGGAGGCUCCUGAUAAAACCAUCACGAAAUGCCAAAGAGACAAAUGGGUGACGAAACACAGGAGUGUGCAGCUCUGCGGUUCACUCCAACCUGGAGAUUACAAGUUACACUUGGAGGCCGGAGGAAAAAAAGAAACAAAGACCAUAUCAGUCUGUGUUGUCGAUGCACCGAAGUUCAGUUUCAGCCCCAGCAAAGUUAAUGAUAUCCUCAACCUGGAGGCUGUGAGUCUUGUGCCGGCAAAUUAUUCCUGGAUGGUUUGUCCUUCAAACGGCAGCAGGUGUGAAGCCGAUUGUUCCUGGGAAAAGAUCAGCAACACCAUUCAAACAGACUCUGACGUCUCCUGUAGCAGAACAAUCAGGACCUCACUGAGAAGAAGAGACCAAGCGACUGACCAAUGUGUAAGGUUCUGCCUCACAAACUCAGUCGGGUCCUGGUGCUCGGACUCCCAAUACAAUCCCCAUUCACCACAGGCCUCCACAGGUGGCCGGCCUCCAGAGAACGACGACAUGCUUCUGCUGAAAGUCGGCAGUUUCCUUCUGCUUCUGGCUCUGGCAGUAGUCAGUGUGUUGCUCUUGUACUUUGUGAAAAAGAAGAAACCCAAGUAUCAGCCCCAGCUGCAGAUGAUCCAGAUGGUGGGACCCAGCGACAACGAUUACAUCUACAUCAACUUCAAGGACUUUCAGUACGACCAGAAAUGGGAGUUUCCCAGGGAGAAUCUGGAGCUGGGUAGUGAACUGGGCUCUGGGGCUUUUGGCACGGUGGUCCAGGCUACAGCCUAUGGCAUCAACAAGCCUGGGGUGUCCCAGCAGGUGGCUGUCAAGAUGCUGAAAGAGAAACACCAGACGGUGGAGAAGGAGGCGCUGAUGUCCGAGCUGAAGAUGCUGACUCACAUCGGUCAGCACGGCAACAUUGUUAACCUGCUUGGGGCGUGCACAGAAUUAGGACCCAUAUACCUGAUUUUCCAAUACUGCUGUUAUGGAGACCUGCUGAACUACCUGAAGAACAACAGCGAGCGUUACAACAAGUCUGUGACCGACGCCUUCAACAAGGACCGCUUCAGCAGCUUGUACAACAACCUGCAGCCGCGCAAAAGCUCCGGUGAGCUGCAAACAGCAGUUGACUGUUAUGUACCCAUGUAUCAUGCUGCCACCAGGGGGCAGGAGGACAUCGCCCUCCUCGCCCUCAGCUCAGGUGACAUGGAUGUUUACGAAGAGAUGUAUUUAAACAACGAUGAUCAGACCGAGGAGCUGCAAGCCCUGACUUUUGAUGACCUGCUGAGCUUCGCCUACCAAGUGGCCAAGGGCAUGGAUUUCCUCUCCUCCAAGAAUUGCAUCCACCGAGACCUGGCAGCUCGCAACGUGUUAGUGACCAAAGGCCGACUUGUCAAGAUCGGUGACUUUGGUUUGGCCCGAGACAUUGACAACGACUCCAACUACGUCGUGAGAGGAAACGUGCGUUUACCAGUGAAGUGGAUGGCACCAGAGAGCAUCUUUCAUGGGAUGUACACCAUGAAGAGUGACGUCUGGGCCUACGGCAUCUUGCUCUGGGAGAUCUUCUCACUCGGUGUCACUCCGUACCCCGGGAUGAAGGUGGAUCACACGUUCUAUUCGAUGAUUGAGAGAGGAUUCAAGAUGGAGUGUCCGUACUACGCAAAUGAGUCUGUGUAUGGGAUGAUGUGUAGGUGUUGGGCCCUGGAUCCCUGUGACCGCCCUUCUUUCUCCAAACUGGUGUCGUUCAUGUCUGAUGAGCUGAUGGACAGAGAGGAGAAGCUCUACCACAACAUCUUCGACCAGACGUCCAGCGACGUGUACCAGAACGCACAGGCCGUGUUGGACAUUUCUGCCUUGGCAAAGCAGGAGGAGAACAAGACGCAGUCAAGGAAUGACUACUGUCAAACCAAAGCAGCCCAAGAGAGCAAAGCAGAAAUGCCCGACUCCGACAACGUGGCAGCUGAGAAGAAACCUCUGAAGCCAUCUGAUACAGAGUGAUAGCCUCUAGCUGAAUGGAAAGUAUUUCAAAAACAGUUCAACAAUGUUCUUUCUCUCUUUAUAAGCCCAUGAGUUACAGCAGAAGCUUUCUUUUUUGUACUUUAAUGAAAUAUAGUAGACUCGUACAUGUUCUCACAUAAACUGAGCAUUAAUUUUCAUUGUGCAUUGCAUUACAAUUUCAACAAACUAUAAUAAGUUUUACUGAAUGUAAAUACAGUAUUUGUUUUAUUCGACAGUGUUUUAUCGUGCAGCUAUAUCUGAAAGAAAGUUUUCAGAAAAGGAUCCUACAUAUUUUCUGGACAAAAAUGGAGACAUGUAAGCUAUGACUUCACAGGUUUAUGGAGUGACCGAUCAACAUUUACUAUUAAAUUGUAUUAUAUAUUAUAUCCAUGGCAACAACCCCUUGUCUUGAUAUUUUGUAAGAUAUUCUAAUGGCCUUGUUGUGCUCUUAUUAUUGUAUCAGCAGCUACAUGCAGUUUAAAUACCAUUUUUUACACAUUCAUAUUUUUUAAAUCAAGCUUUCUGUUCUUUUUGGUUGAAAAGUUUAAGCCUAACAUCUGCAAUUUAAUGAACUUUGCAUAAUAAAUAAAUAAAAAGAAAAAAUGAUUGAAAUGCA